AUGGUAACUCCUCAAGACAAGCCCUUGAAGAAGAUGAAGUUUGUUUCAUCUGCUGAAAAAGAACCAAGCAGCACGACAACAAUUUCUGAGGAUUCAAAGUCAGGUCGAGGUAUGAGCACAAUGCCUCGUGUUGUGAAGAGAAAAUUGCAGAAAAUCAAGCCAGUUGUUGAGUACAAUAAAAGGGGGAAAGGAUGUGGCCCUGCACAUACUGAGAUGCAGUCCUACAUUGGUGUGUUGGCACGCUCCAGAGUCCCACUUGUGGACAAGAAAUGGGCUGAAAUCCCCAAUGAUAUAAAGGAGCAGAUUUGGGAAGCCGUUGACAUGGCUUUUGUGGUAGGUCAAGGGGGCAAGACCUCGGUGUUAUCUUCUGCUGCCAAGAAAUGGAAGGAUUUCAAGUCUACACUGACAAGGCAUUAUAUCCUUCCAUACAUCAAAGAGAGGGAGAAAUUAAGCCAACCCCCUGAAGUAUAUAAAUUCAUAGAGAAAGCAGAAUGGGAUGCCUUUGUAGCUUCAAGGUUAUCCAAAGAAUUUGAGUCUGUGCAUUCUCAACAUGCACAGAUUAGGGAGAAACUUGAGUACAAUCAUCGAUUGUCUCGAAAAGGAUAUGCUGGUUUGGAGGAUCAAUUGGAGGAAACCAUGCCUGGGGUAGAAAUUGAUCGAUCUACCUUAUGGAAGAAAGCUAGACAGGACAAACAUGGUAACAUCCCGGAUCCAAAGGUGGCAGAGAAAGCAAAAUUAAUUGAUGAAUUGCAAAAACAAGUGGCUGAAGGCAGUCUGAGUAUAACUGGCAGUAAUGAUGUGUUGACCUUGGCUUUGGGUCCCGAGCAUCCAGGGAGAGUAAGAGGGGUAGGUGCUGGGAUUUCCCCUAGGCAAUUCUUCAAUUUACCUAGACCACAAAGGGUAAAGUUUGCUGAUCAAUUGAAGGAAAGUGUAAGAAUUGUCCUUCAAGAAGAGACUAAGAAGAUGGAAGCUAGAACCAAACAAUUAGUAGAGGCUGAGAGGGAACAUUUACUAAGUCUACAGCAAAGUCCCAAGAAUCCAAUGUCUGAUAAAGCAAGCUGUUCUGGGGCUGAAGUGAGAUCCCUACAUUUAGAGGAUGAUACUGCCAGAAAUGGGGAACAGCAGGAACAAACGGGUAAUGAAGUAGUUGAUUAUUCAAAUGUGGAGGUGCCAUCUUCCUUACAAUCCCUUUGUGGUUAUGUGGAAACUACACUAAAGCCACAGGGGAAGAUCAUGACCUUCAACAUUGAGAAGGAGGUGUUUGGUGCAGAUCGAAGUACCUUCGUCUUGCAUGAAGAUAUUACACAGUUUUCAGGCAUGGAAGAAAUUGGGGCUACUGUGGUUGCACAAAUAUGUGCAGCAUGGGUUGGCUUUAUCGACCCUGCUCAAGUUAGUGCCAACGCUGGGUCACUAACUGACAGAUCACGAAUUGUAGCCAGUCGACUUCAGAAAACAGAUGGUGAACAGAUUUUCAUGAUGCCUUACAAUCCAGGCCGUCAUUGGGUCUUGAUUGUGAGGGCAAAGAGGGAAACCGUCUAUUUUCUGGAUCCUCUGCCUGGAAAUCGUGUGGUUGAUGAGGAGGGCAAAAACAUCGUGAACAGUGCUUUAAAAAUUUAUAAUUCCCACAUAGGCAGACCAGGCCGUAAAGCACCAAUUUGGAAAACUCUGCCAGGCACACCAAAGCAACCCAGCAGUGUCGAAUGCGGGUAUUAUGUGAUGCGCUUCAUGAGGGACAUCAUCAUGGAUCCUUCCUUGGAGUUUGAGAAGAAGUUUGCCAAGGGAAAAGAUCAAGCGCCAUACCCCCAAGCAGCCAUUGAUGAAGUCAGGAAAGAAUGGGCAGAGUUUGUUUGCCUUCAUAUGGAUUAG
This is a messenger RNA of Prunus armeniaca (apricot), 1866 nucleotides long. Lineage: Eukaryota; Viridiplantae; Streptophyta; Magnoliopsida; Rosales; Rosaceae. The record is from the annotation of a GenBank genome assembly.